Odocoileus virginianus texanus is the source of this 4792-nucleotide messenger RNA. Lineage: Eukaryota; Metazoa; Chordata; Mammalia; Artiodactyla; Cervidae. The record is from RefSeq and is a predicted model, not a curated record.
AUGUCCAUCCCCUGGCCACUUACCCCCAGCCGGACCAAGGGAACCGUGGCCUGCCUGGCGGAGGCCCUCCUCUGGGUCGGCGGGAGCGUGGCUGUGUCCCCGCAGUGGCAACUUGGUCCACUAGUGGAGCGAUGUAUGAGCGCCAUGCAGGCGGGGACGCAGAUGGUGAAGCUCCGGGGCAGCUCCAAGGGCCUGGUCCGCUUCUACUUCCUGGACGAGCAUCGCUCCUGCAUCCGCUGGCGGCCCUCACGCAAGAAUGAGAAGGCCAAGAUCUCCAUCGACUCCAUCCAGGAGGUAAGCGAGGGGCGGCAGUCGGAAAUCUUCCAGCGCUACCCUGACGGCAGCUUCGACCCUAACUGCUGCUUCAGCAUCUACCAUGGCAGCCACCGGGAGUCGCUGGACCUGGUCUCACCCAGCGGCGAUGAGGCACGCACCUGGGUCACGGGCCUGCGCUACCUCAUGGCCGGCAUCAGUGAUGAGGACAGCCUGGCCCGCCGCCAGCGCACCCGGGACCAAUAUCCUCACUGGCUGAAGCAGACAUUUGAUGAAGCCGACAAGAAUGGGGAUGGCAGCCUGAGCAUCGGCGAGGUUCUGCAGCUGCUGCACAAGCUGAACGUGAACCUGCCCCGGCAGCGGGUGAAACAGAUGUUCAAGGAGGCAGACACGGAUGACCACCAGGGGACACUCGGCUUUGAGGAGUUCUGUGCCUUCUACAAGAUGAUGUCCACACGCCGGGACCUCUACCUGCUCAUGCUCACCUACAGCAACCACAAGGAUCACCUGGAUGCUGCUGACCUGCUGCGCUUCCUAGAGAUGGAGCAGAAGAUGACGGGUGUGACCCUUGAGAGCUGCCGCGACAUCAUUGAGCAGUUUGAACCCUGCCCAGAGAACAAGAGUAAAGGGGCAAUGGGCAUUGAUGGCUUCACCAAUUACACGCGGAGCCCCGCUGGCGACAUCUUCAACCCGGAGCACCACUGCGUGCACCAGGACAUGACACGGCCGCUGAGCCACUACUUCAUCACCUCGUCUCACAACACCUACCUCGUGGGCGACCAGCUCAUGUCCCAGUCGAGGGCGGAUAUGUAUGCCUGGGUCCUGCAGGCCGGCUGCCGCUGUGUGGAGGUGGACUGCUGGGACGGGCCUGAUGGGGAGCCCAUCGUGCACCAUGGCUACACGCUGACCUCCAAGAUCCUCUUCAAAGACGUCAUUGAGACCAUCAACAAGUACGCCUUCAUCAAGAAUGAGUACCCAGUGAUUCUGUCCAUCGAGAAUCACUGCAGUGUCAUCCAGCAGAAGAAGAUGGCCCAGUAUCUGACUGACAUUCUUGGGGACAAGCUGGACCUGUCAUCAGUGAGCAGCGAGGAUGCCACCAUGCUGCCCUCUCCCCAGGUGCUCAAGGGCAAGAUCCUGGUGAAGGGCAAGAAGCUCCCAGCCAACAUCAGCGAGGAUGCUGAGGAGGGCGAGGUGUCUGAUGAGGACAGCGCAGAUGAGAUCGAUGAGGACUGCAAGCUCCUCAAUGGGGAUGCCUCCACCAACCGGAAACGUGUGGAAAACAUUGCCAAGAGGAAACUGGAUUCCCUAAUGAAGGAGUCCAAGAUUCGGGACUGCGAGGACCCCAGCGACUUCACCGUGUCCACGCUGCCCCCACCUGGCAAGCUUGGGCACAAGGCAGAGGCCAAAAAGGGCAGACAUAAACUCGAGGAGGACGUGGAGAUCGGGGAGGAGGCUGGAACCAGCCGUCGGAACAGCCGGCUCCUCGUGGGCAGCUUCUCCAAGCGCAAGAAAAAGAGCAGCAAGCUGAAGAAGGCGGCCAGUGUGGAGGAGGGGGACGAGGACCUGGACUCGCAAGGCAGCCAGAGCCGGGGGGCCGCCCGGCAGAAGAAGACUAUGAAGCUGUCUCGGGCCCUCUCGGACCUGGUCAAGUACACCAAGUCUGUGGGCACCCACGACGUGGAGACGGAGGUGGCGUCCAGUUGGCAGGUGUCCUCCUUCAGCGAGACCAAGGCUCAGCAGAUCCUGCAGCAGAAGCCGGCGCAGUACUUGCGCUUCAACCAGCACCAGCUCUCGCGCAUCUACCCCUCCUCCUACCGCGUGGACUCCAGCAACUACAACCCGCAGCCCUUCUGGAACGCCGGCUGCCAGAUGGUCGCCCUGAACUACCAGUCGGAGGGGCGUAUGCUGCAGCUGAACCGGGCCAAGUUCAGCGCCAACGGCAGCUGUGGCUACGUGCUCAAGCCUCAGUGCAUGUGCCAGGGCAUCUUCAACCCUAACUCCGAGGACCCCCUGCCUGGGCAGCUCAAGAAGCAGCUGGUGCUGCGGAUCAUCAGUGGUCAGCAGCUGCCCAAGCCGCGGGACUCGAUGCUGGGGGACCGAGGGGAGAUCAUCGACCCCUUCGUGGAGGUGGAGGUCAUCGGGCUCCCGGUGGACUGCAACAAGGAGCAGACCCGAGUGGUGGACGACAACGGAUUCAACCCCAUGUGGGAGGAGACCCUGGUGUUCACGGUGCACAUGCCUGAGAUAGCGCUAGUACGCUUCCUCGUCUGGGACCACGACCCCAUUGGGCGUGACUUCAUCGGCCAAAGGACGCUGGCCUUCAGCAGCAUGAUGCCAGGCUAUCGGCACGUGUACCUGGAGGGGAUGGAAGAAGCCUCUAUCUUUGUCCACGUGGCCGUCAGUGACAUCAGUGGUAAGGUCAAGCAGCCUCUGGGCCUAAAAGGCCUGUUCCUCCGAGGCCCAAAGCCCUGCUCCCUGGACAGUCAUGCUGCUGGGCGGCCCCUGCCCCGGCCCUCCGUUAGCCAGCGGCUCCUGCGGCGCACGGCCAGCGCCCCAACCAAGAGUCAGAAGCCAGGCCGCAAGGCCUUCCCAGAGCUGGUCCUGGGCCUGCAGGACAUGGGCUCUGAGGGGGAGGCUGGCGAUGUGGCACCCUCCAGCCCUGGCCCCACCCCAGAGGCCCCAACCCAGGAGGAGCCGGGCAGCUACAGCCCCCGAGAGCCCCGCCCCUUCUCCAUGCAGAGGUCGGUCUCCUCGCUGUGCAGCUUGGAAACCAUUGCCGAGGAGCCAGCCCUGGGUCCCGGCCCCCUACUGCCUGGGGCAACUCCCCCCAGCCAUGCCCCUGGAGGGCCCCAGUGCUCUGCAGGGCCCAGUGCCCACUCGGCAAGCCCCCCAAGGGCGGCUCUGGGAGCUCCCAGGCCCCUCCAGCUCCGGACAGGGAGCCAAGCGAGCGCUGAGCCAGCCCCGGGAAGCAGGCAGUGGGCGUGCAGCACUGGGGCCCCUGCUGGGGCCUGCAACGGGGCCCCCAGCGGCCAUAUAGACGGCAAGGGCCACCCCCGGGCUCUGGGUCACGUGCCCAGAAGGGCCAAGAGCGAGGGGCAGGUGCCCUCGGAGUCUCUGGGUGGACGGUGGCCCCUGGCCGGGCCCUGCCCCGCCGUGUCGUUAGAUGCCACUGGAGGGGACCGGCUAUGGCAGCGGCUGGAGCCAGGCAGCCACCGCGGCAGCGUGUCCUCGUCCUCCAGCCUGUCAUCCAGUGAUACGGUCAUCGAGCUCGCCCUGCCAGGCCUGGGCCUGGGCCUGGGCUGCGACAGCCUCCCAGGGACCCUGGGGGGACGUCUGCCCUUGCGGCCCUGCUCAGCCCCGGUUGCCCGCCUGGACCCACCCGCUGUGACCAAGAGCAAAUCCAACCCCAACCUGCGGGCUGCCGGCCAGCUGCCUGUAGGGCCCGACGGGCUGCAGCCCCUGCCCCUGGCCCCAGGGCCGCCCUGGCGCCGCUUCCCCCUGGCAGGCCUCCCGGACUGCACUGUGGCUGCCAAGUCUAAGAGCCUCGGGGACCUGACUGCGGACGACUUCGCUCCCCGCGUGGAGAGCCUGGGCCGCAGCCUGGGCUUGGCUGGAGAAAGACCGGCCGGGCGGAGGGCGCGGCCGGAUGCCCUGACGGAGCAGCUGCGCUGGCUCACAGGGUUCCAGCAGGCCGGGGACAUCACGUCGCCUACCAGCCUGGGCCCUGCCGGGGAGGGUGUGGUGGGUGCCCCGGGCUUCCUGCGGCGCUCCUCCUCCCGCAGCCAGAGCCGCGUGCGCGCCAUUGCCAGCCGGGCCCGCCAGGCUCAGGAGCGGCAGCAGCGGCUGCGGCGUCCGCGGGGGCCCCCGGAGGAGGAGCGGGGUGCCCCUGAGGGCGCCUGCUCUGUGGGCCAAGAGGGUUGUGGGGAUGUGCUGACCCCUGCCAAGGGCGCCACCCACCAGCCCUUAGGUGCUGCCGCCACCAGCCUUCUGCUCCGAUUCUGACCAGCCCAGGUGCCCCCUGCCCCCCCUCACUGUAGUCUGGGCCUUGGCAGGCCAGUGUUUGCUCAGGAUGGGAGGCUGCCCACCUGUCCCUGGUGUGGCUGUGCCCCUUAGCCCCCACCCCUCCUCCUGGGGAGGAAGGGACCCCUGUCCCAGGGCCGGGUAAAGCUUCCAUGACCUUUUAAAAUUUAUGUACACAUAGAGGGAUAUUUAAAUUUUUUAGAGACAAAAGCUUCUACAAUAUGAAAAUGGUGCCGUGUCCCUUCCCACUUUUCCCAGUCUCAGCCGUGUGGCGUGUGCGGGCACGCGUCUGCCUGGUCCUGCUGUGCCAGGCCUGGUGUGCUUGUCAGGCGCCCAGGGUGACCAGGGCAUGGCCGUCUCCACAGACUGCUGGCUGGCUCUGCACAAACCCUGCUCUGUAUGGGACGUUGUAUACGCUUGUAAACUCCUGAGCACAACUCCAAUAAACACGUCCGUGCUUGCCCAUGUGGGCUCCUGGCCCACUCCCUCUCUGGCCGCA